UUCAUGUGACACAACCAGGAACGAAUGUCAUUGUAGCCAACACGUGUGUGUAUCCGGAUCAGCUUCGAUAGCAGUGAAAGAGCCUUUCUAUAUUUACAUUUUCCGCCAACGUUACCUAGCUAACAAGUGUGAACAUGAUGAUUGAUCAUGGGAAAAUGGAAUGUGGUUGCCGACAUUAUUUUCAGCCAAAGGAGCUUGGCUGGAGAUGAUGGGACGAUACACUGCUUGUGUUCGAGAGCUUUUGUACAGGAUCGUGAGUUGUACAGAUCUGACCGUAAAGCCAUCACUAACUUGGCCGAAGGUGGGCUGCAAGAUGCAGAGGAUGAGCAUGGAGAGGACCAGGCAGAAGAUGAAGAGACUGAGGAGGAGGAGGAGGAUGAACCAAUCGAUGAAGAAGCCCAGCUUAUGGCCAGAAUGGGACUGCCUGUAGAGUUCAUAAGCUCCUCUGCACAGAGGAAAUCUGCCAGAAAGUUAAGGAGGAAGAAUGCCAACCACUGGGAAGCAGCCCCUGAGAAUCUGGAUGAAGAUGAUCCACUCCAGUCGCAGACGGAUGAUCCCAGUGUUGAAAGCACCAAGCCGGCGUUUGAUUGGUUUGAUCUCAGUGAGAGGCCAGGAAGAGAGACAGAGGCAGAACCUCAACCCUCCCAGGCCCAGCAGGGUUGGGAAGACUACUGGAGCCAGCAGGGAGAGGGGUUGUUGUGGCAGGGCUGGUUGGAGAAGCACCCUGAGACCUCCAGCUGUCCAGCCACAGCAGAGCCCCCCUGGGACUGCCCAGGCACUAAGGAGGCAUGGGAGCAACACGCCAGCCACACCUUUCUCUACUACUGGGAGCAGUUCAACUACUGGGCAGACCAAGGAUGGACCAUAGACUACUCAAGCAGUGCACCAAUUGAAACAAAGCAGCCUGGACAUGAGGGUGAAGCCGAAGGAGAGCCGACUCAUUGUUGUGACCCAGGGGAUUUAGAGUUUGAAGGAAGGCUGGAGCGGAGUGAGGUGGGCACUAGUGAAGUGGUCGAUCUGAUUGGGCAGAUGAGCCUUCUGUCAGAGGGUGUUGGUCAGUGUGAUUUGAGCAAACAACAAGUGGACCAUGUCAGUGGAAAUGAUGAACCUUGUGAUGGUGGUAAUCAUAAAAGAACUGCCUCAUCAACUAAGUCCACUGAAUUAAGAGAUUCCAAACAGGACAGGUGUCACCAGAAAAAUAACAAUGGAUCAAGUGAGAGAAGAGCAUCUAGUAGUGAUGAUGAUGAUGAUGAUGAUGAACCACCAGAUGGAAGAGUCACAAAACUUAAGCGAAGUCAUGAACUGGAUGUGGAAGAGAACCCUCAGAUGUCUGUGGAUGAAGCCUGGGAUAAACUGGGAUUAAAGCGCAGCCACGACCCCAUGAUUGAGAGCGUGCUGAAGUUUAAGCCCAGCCCCAGUCACCACCAUGGAAGUAGGGCUGGGAGGAAUAGGAAGCAACAUGGAGGGAGGAAAGCAGCCUGCCACAACACGCACACCUUCUUUACUGAAGAGGGAGAUAACACAGAGCCCAAGUUGACCAAGACCUUUCAAAAAGUUCAGAGUUUCCUCCAGAAGGUUCAGAAAGACAACGGCACACACACAGCCGUCCCGGACAUGUCAAAAGGCCAGACACAUGAGCACGGGGAGCAUGCCGACAAGAAGAGCCCUGCUUGUCCACAGUCAGAAGGAAAAGAAGAGAGACUGGAGGAAGAGAUGCAGGAGGAAGAGGAGAAGGAAGAUAGUCCUCAACUCUGUUUGGAGUUGGACUGUACUGAGCAGCUCCCUCAACCCUCCCAGCAGAACAUCGUCACCAGAAUAGAGGAAGCAGAAGAGGAUGAAGAGAUUCAAUUCAGAAGAGAGGUGUACUCACUGGACAUACCAGACUACUUAGUUCCCAAUGCACUUGAACAUAAUAACACAGAGUCUACUGGGAAGACUGGUAAGAAGAAGAAGAAAAGGAAAAGAGGAAAAUGUGGAGUGAUGCCAGCUGAGAUUGCAGCGGAGCCCGAGCUGGCUAAGUACUGGGCCCAGCGCUACCGUCUCUUCUCCAGGUUCGAUGAGGGCAUCAAGCUGGACCACGAGGGCUGGUUCUCUGUUACCCCAGAGAAGAUAGCAGAGCACAUUGCCCUGAGGGUCCAGGAGAGUUUCCACUCUGAACUCAUCAUAGACGCCUUCUGUGGAGUGGGAGGCAACGCCAUCCAGUUUGCCCUCACUGGGAAGAGGGUGCUAGCCAUUGACAUCGACCCGGUGCGUCUGGCCCUGGCACAGCACAACGCCCAGGUCUACAAGGUGGCCGAGCGCAUCGACUUUGUGCAGGGAGACUUCCUGCAGCUGGCACCUCGUCUGCGGGCGGACGUGGUGUUCCUCAGCCCCCCAUGGGGCGGCCCAGACUACCUCAGCGCAGACGUCUUCGAUAUCAAGACCAUGAUGUCGCCAAAUGGUUUUGACAUUUUCAGGUUGUCCAAAAUAAUAUCUGAUAAUAUUGUGUACUUCCUCCCACGAAAUGCAGACAUGGAUCAGAUCGCUUCUCUUGCAGGGCCUGGUGGGAGAGUAGAGGUGGAACAGAACUUUCUCAACAACAAGUUAAAGACAAUAACUGCAUAUUUUGGCAAUUUGAUUAAAUCAGAUUGCUAGUUUUAUUUGACCUAAUGCUAAACCUGAUCUCAGUUUGGGGUCAGUUUUUUUUUUUUGUGCAUGAUGAUGUGUAGACAUACCAUCUGAUGUUUUGUGUUAGUCUGCCCAUGUGGUUAUACACGUUUUACUGCUUUUAUUUUUCAACGAACACAUUUUCUUGCAUUAUCUAUUUUUGUAUUAAAGCUAACCAUGCCAUUUUACAUUG
This is a messenger RNA of Salmo salar (Atlantic salmon), 2839 nucleotides long. RefSeq names its product trimethylguanosine synthase 1 (gene tgs1). Lineage: Eukaryota; Metazoa; Chordata; Actinopteri; Salmoniformes; Salmonidae. Gene Ontology annotation, biological process: 7-methylguanosine cap hypermethylation. The record is from RefSeq and is a predicted model, not a curated record. Gene Ontology annotation, molecular function: RNA cap trimethylguanosine synthase activity. Gene Ontology annotation, cellular component: nucleus.